UAAACUUCAUUUAUUACAACAAUAAAAAAAAAAAGAAAGGUAACGCUUCAUUUAAAGAUGAAAUCUUUAAUAUUUUGCAAAAAAAGAAAAAAGGAUGCUACCAGGGCAGAUUCCUGGAGAUAUUAAAGUAUAUAUUCUCAGCAAAGACGUUACCUCAUCUAAAAUAUUUCUUAAUUUUCCAAGUGUAAGUUAACCCCUCUGCCAACAUAUUUCUAUAGUUUUCUUUACCCUAAAUCAGUACGCCUGGUCUAUACAGUUUGUCUCUUUUCUCUACUAAGGUGUAAAUUUCUUCUGAGCAAGGAUCUGAUUUCUUUUAUUUACUAUAUCUUGCUGUUUGGUACAUUAGACACUCAGUAUUUAUUGAGUGGAUGAGUCAAAGCUACAGUUUUCUUUCACUUUUUCAAAACUACAUUUUGAAGUGUUUUUGGAUGCCAUGCUAUUUAUAUUUCAUCCAAUGAAAUGCAAAGCUGUGAUAGUCUUCAAACAGAGGAAUAAGUUUAAAUAAAAAGUAGUAGAGUCCAGGGUUCUAGCCUUAGCUGUGUCAUUGUAACUAGUUAAGUGAUUUUACUUCUCCUCUUGGAGUUGCCUUUUCCUUAUCUGUUUUAACAGUAUUAUUUGAAUAUAAUCCUGAGGGAUUGUAUCAGGACUUCUUAAUUGGGGAGAUUGAACAGACUCUCAGAACCAUACCUCCUUGAGAUUUGCAGGAUAAAUAUAGAACUAGAGUUACUUUUGUUAAAUUGGCUAAAGUUCCCUGAGUAUAAUGUAUUGUUCUGUGGUUGUUUUGGCAACCAAAUGGAAAUAAUUGCCACAAAGUAUGUAGAAUCAUAUUUUAAAAUGGUAGAUGAGUUUGAGUUUUAUUCCAGGACUUAAUUAAUAAUUUAAUGGCUUUUCAUAAGCGAUACAUGUUCGUACUUUUUGUUGAAGAUUUUUGGCAUGGAACUCUUCUGUUAGUAAUGUUCAUAUUGGGUUGAGUUCUAAGAAACCGUGGGGGAUAUUGAGUUAUUAGCGGACUUUGGGUCUCUCACUAUUUAUUUCCUAGCUUUAGAAUUUAUGCUUUCCCUGCCUUGAAUUUCUGUCUGUUGGGUGUUAAUGUGAACUUUUGUUUUUUAAAAAGAUGUUGUUAGUAUUUGAAUUUAAGGAUCAACAAUGUUAGGAAAACCUUUGUUAUUGUUCUAAGUUCUUUCAAUUUCAUUUAUGUGUGCAGCUUCACAAAUUUAGGGUUAGAAAACAGAAGUUUAGUACUUCACUGUAUUUGUAGGCCAAGCCUAGAGUUGCAACAUAUACCAAAGAAAUCACUGUAGUUUGUCUAGGGUUAUUCUGAAGAGAAUAUGUUUUUUUAUUUAUUUUUUUUGAAAUCUGAAGUAUCUUGGCCCUGAACAGUAUGAAAUUCCUUUGUUGUCUAAAAUAAAAGGCCUAAACUGUAGUAAAAGUCUUCGGAACAUAUUUUGGAUUUUUUUUUGUCUUUUUCGAGUUUUUCCAUAUGUGUUUUGUAAGAAUUAGGGGAUAAUUGAAUAUCUGGCAGAAGUUCUAUAUGAGUAUCUUUAUGAUUUUUGUUUUUCAGGCGUUUUUAAAAUAUUUAAUCAUUCAUGAGUUGAGACUCAUUCUUGAGUCAUGGAUGACAAGGCUUCUGUUGGAAAAAUCAGUGUCUCCUCAGACUCAGUAUCUACUCUUAAUAGUGAAGAUUUUGUCUUGGUUUCCAGGCAAGGAGAUGAGACACCAUCUACAAAUAAUGGAAGUGAUGAUGAGAAAACAGGACUCAAGAUUGUAGGGAAUGGAAGUGAGCAGCAGCUCCAAAAAGAGCUAGCAGAUGUGCUGAUGGAUCCUCCAAUGGACGAGCAGCCAGGGGACAAGGAACUUGUGGAAAGAUCACACCUGGAUGGUGAAGGAGAUGCGCCUCUUUCUAAUCAACUGUCAGCUUCAUCCACCGUUAACCCUGUGCCAUUAGUAGGGCUCCAAAAACCAGAGAUGAGCCUGCCAGUGAAACCAGGACAAGGAGAUUCUGAAAUGUCAAGUCCUUUCACACCAGUGGCUGAUGAGGACAGUGUAGUUUUCAGUAAACUAACUUAUUUAGGCUGUGCCUCAGUAAAUGCCCCCAGGAGUGAAGUGGAAGCUUUAAGGAUGAUGUCCAUUUUAAGAAGCCAGUGUCAGAUUUCACUAGAUGUAACCCUCUCAGUGCCGAAUGUGUCUGAAGGAACUGUGAGACUCUUAGAUCCUCAGACAAACACUGAAAUAGCAAACUACCCUAUCUACAAAAUUCUCUUUUGUGUCAGAGGACAUGAUGGAACUCCUGAGAGUGACUGUUUUGCUUUCACUGAAAGUCAUUACAAUGCAGAGCUCUUCAGAAUACAUGUCUUCCGGUGUGAAAUACAAGAAGCUGUAAGCCGGAUACUUUACAGUUUUGCCACUGCCUUCCGCCGUUCUGCCAAGCAGACCCCACUUUCAGCCACUGCUGCACCCCAGACUCCUGACAGUGACAUCUUUACCUUCUCUGUGUCUUUAGAAAUAAAAGAAGAUGAUGGUAAAGGUUAUUUUAGUGCAGUUCCCAAAGAUAAGGACAGACAAUGCUUUAAACUACGCCAAGGAAUUGAUAAGAAGAUUGUCAUCUAUGUGCAGCAAACAACUAAUAAAGAACUUGCUAUUGAAAGGUGUUUUGGUCUUCUUCUUAGCCCAGGAAAAGAUGUACGAAACAGCGACAUGCACUUGUUAGAUUUGGAAUCUAUGGGCAAGAGUUCAGAUGGAAAGUCCUAUGUUAUUACUGGGAGCUGGAACCCAAAAUCUCCACAUUUUCAAGUUGUAAAUGAAGAAACUCCCAAAGAUAAAGUACUGUUUAUGACCACAGCUGUCGAUUUGGUAAUAACAGAAGUACAGGAGCCUGUUCGAUUUCUCUUAGAGACAAAAGUCCGCGUUUGCUCACCUAAUGAAAGAUUAUUCUGGCCCUUCAGCAAACGUAGUACUACUGAAAAUUUCUUUUUGAAACUAAAACAGAUAAAGCAAAAGGAGAGAAAGAAUAAUACUGAUACUUUAUAUGAAGUUGUAUGCUUGGAAAGUGAAUCAGAGAGAGAGAGGAGGAAAACUACAGCCAGUCCCUCAAUUCGCCUGCCACAGUCUGGAUCUCAGAGCUCAAUGAUACCUUCUCCUCCAGAAGAUGAUGAAGAGGAAGAUAAUGAUGAACCUCUUUUGAGUGGAUCUGGUGAUGUAUCCAAAGAAUGUGCAGAAAAAAUUCUUGAAACCUGGGGAGAACUGCUGUCAAAAUGGCAUCUCAAUUUAAGCGUGAGACCAAAGCAGUUGUCAUCUUUAGUAAGAAGCGGUGUCCCUGAAGCUCUUCGAGGAGAAGUCUGGCAGCUGCUAGCAGGCUGUCACAACAAUGACCACCUGGUAGAAAAAUACCGAAUUCUCAUCACAAAGGAGUCUCCCCAGGACAGUGCUAUCACCCGGGAUAUUAACCGAACAUUCCCAGCCCAUGACUACUUUAAGGACACAGGAGGAGAUGGACAAGAUUCCUUAUAUAAAAUAUGCAAGGCUUAUUCUGUGUAUGAUGAAGAGAUUGGCUAUUGCCAGGGCCAGUCAUUUCUUGCUGCUGUGCUGCUUCUCCAUAUGCCUGAAGAACAGGCAUUCAGUGUUCUGGUCAAGAUCAUGUUUGACUAUGGUCUCAGGGAACUUUUCAAGCAAAAUUUUGAAGAUUUGCAUUGCAAAUUUUAUCAGUUGGAGCGCCUCAUGCAGGAGUACAUUCCUGACCUGUACAACCACUUCCUGGAUAUAAGCCUUGAAGCACACAUGUAUGCCUCCCAGUGGUUUCUUACGCUUUUCACUGCAAAGUUCCCUCUCUACAUGGUUUUCCAUAUCAUCGACUUGCUUUUAUGUGAGGGAAUAAGUGUUAUUUUUAAUGUCGCCCUUGGAUUAUUAAAGACUUCCAAGGAUGACCUGCUGCUGACAGAUUUUGAAGGUGCCUUGAAGUUCUUCAGGGUUCAGCUCCCUAAGAGAUACCGCUCAGAAGAAAAUGCAAAAAAGCUAAUGGAAUUAGCUUGCAGCAUGAAGAUUGGUCAGAAGAAGUUGAAAAAAUAUGAAAAAGAAUAUCACACCAUGAGAGAACAGCAGGCCCAACAGGAAGACCCCAUAGAGCGAUUUGAGCGGGAGAAUAGACGUCUGCAGGAAGCUAACAUGAGGUUGGAACAAGAAAACGAUGAUUUAGCCCAUGAGCUGGUGACCAGCAAAAUUGCACUGCGAAAGGACCUGGAUAAUCUCUGCCCUGCAACUUCCAAGCCACCUCAGCCUCUCUGACUUCCAGACUCUGCCUCCUUAACCAUUUGACACCUCCGUGCUCUGCUUAGAGCCCCUCACCCUGUUCCUUGGUCCAGAAAGUACUUCAGCAGAAAGCCAGGGUGGUAGUAGGACUCAUAUUGUUUGUUUUCUUUCUCUGAGGAACCACAGUCCUGCACUUACUGUUUUCAAUGUAUGAAACAGUUGUUUCAUAUAUUUUGUCCAGUUUUCUGUUUACGGCAGGAGGGUAAGUCUGGUCCCUAGUACUGCUUCAUGAUUGGAAGUGGAAGUCUGGAUUUAUAUUUAUUAUCACCAGAUGUUGUCUCCUCAUAUGCUUAUGUAGAAUGACUGUGGAGUGAGUGUAAUACCUUUAGAGGACCCUGGUUGGAUCAGUCUAGUAGUUUUCUGUGCAACUUCCCAUUGGCACAACAUUGAGAGUCAGCUCUUGGAGUUGUGGCACAAAUGCUGGGCUCAGUGUCAGGCAGCCUGGUUUUAAAUUCCAGCUCUGCUAUAUGCGUUGUGAGAGUGUGGGGAAAUCACUUCCCUUCCCAGAAAGGACAGAAACCCCCCUUCUUUAUAAUUUGGGGAGUCAGGGUGGGCAGGGAAAUUGGGGUUGUGGUAAAAGGAUAGACUCUUGACUCAGAAGACCCAGGUUCAUGACCUGACUCCUUCAAACCUCUUAUAAUCAGUGUUAAUAUAACCAUUAUCUAUCAUGGUGGUGGUGAGAUUAAAUGAGAGAAGAUAAGCACGUGGCAUGUGCUCCAAAGCAGUGCUCAGAAGAUGUUAACUAAGUCCAAGAGACGGAUAAUAGGUUGUUCUAGCAAUAUAAAAUAAAGCAAAGUCCUUAACAGGACUCCUUUCUCCUUACUAGUUAUUUCCACUGUUGUUUAUCUUCCGUUUCCUUUUUGAUUGUUUCUUGGGUUCGAGCUAGAGGAGGAGAUGAUAAGAAAGGCUAGGACCCCAUUCAAUUACAUCCAACUGAGGUUUUCCAGUAAUCAGUGGCCUUCUGAGUUUACAUAUCAUGACUUUCUCAGUUCCCCUUUGGAGGCCCCAGCCCUCUGGAACCUGUUCGCCCAAAAGAAGAUAACAUGAGAGGAAGUCUAGAGUAGUGGAAGGUACAGGGGCUCAGCUACACCACUUUAGCUAGGUGAUAUCAGAAACGCUGUUUAAUUUCAGGGGAACCACCAUCCGCCACCAAGAAGGUUGUUUAUAAGGAGGCUGGCAAAGACCCUCUACCUGGUGCUGUGUGCCUACGAGGUUCUGCCCCAUUUCCUUGACUGCCCUCUAACGUGGUACUCAUUCUUCAGUUAACCUUGGAAUAUCCAAUAUUAGGAAUGCUUAUGUGAGGCAUAGGUAUACAUCAUUGUCAGCUAGAAGCCACAGAUCUGCCCAGCAGAUCUUUUCAUGCUUUAGAAAAAGACUGGAGUGGGGGAUGACCAUUUAAGAUAACAAAGAGAGUGCCAGGAAAGGGGCAGCCUCCUUUAUUAGGUGACGACAAGAAUGAAAUGCAAAACUUGGUUGAAGCAGAGGAAAAACUGGGAGUUUAGAGGAAGAAAACCAGAGUUUAUUAUUACUAUUAAUAAUAAUGACAGCUACCUUUUAAACAGCUACACUGUUUACUGUAUGCCAGGUACUGUACUGAGUGCUGUUCAUGCCUUAUUGCUCAGAUGUAGAGCCUGAAGCUCAGAGAGGUUCUCAGUGACUUGUCCAGGUGGCAUGUGGUUAGUGGAUGAUGAGAGUUGAACCCAGGCUGUCUGAUGCCAAAGACUGAACUCCUAACCACUGCCUUGCACGACCUCUGUGCAAGAGACUGGGCCAGACGCUUGUGCACGAGUCUAGUCUCAGUUUUGAUAUGAACUCGCUCUGUGACCUUGAGCAUAUCAUUUCCCCUCUCCAGAUUACAGUCUCCCCAUCAUCUUAAAAUGGGAUUGUGCUAGGUAAUUUAGACCCCUUCCAAUUCUCAAUUCUUGUUCUGUGACAGCAUAGCUAAAAUAUAUGUGUUUCAGGCUGAGGAAAAGGCAGAUGCACUCAAUAAGGAGCUGCUUAUGA
Messenger RNA from Trichechus manatus latirostris (Florida manatee), 6306 nucleotides. It is a transcript of the gene RABGAP1, whose product is annotated as RAB GTPase activating protein 1. NCBI's taxonomy places the organism in Eukaryota, Metazoa, Chordata, Mammalia, Sirenia, Trichechidae. The coding region runs from base 1612 to 4278 and encodes 888 amino acids. The record is from RefSeq and is a predicted model, not a curated record. The transcript has 21 exons.